This is a messenger RNA of Ictalurus furcatus (blue catfish), 5009 nucleotides long. Its product is annotated as NACHT, LRR and PYD domains-containing protein 4-like. Lineage: Eukaryota; Metazoa; Chordata; Actinopteri; Siluriformes; Ictaluridae. Gene Ontology annotation, molecular function: protein binding. Bases 1107 to 4964 code for a protein of 1285 amino acids. The transcript has 14 exons. The record is from RefSeq and is a predicted model, not a curated record.
CCAGAACACACUGCAACCUACAAACAUGGCUGCCAUGGACUACACUUCCCAACUCACAAAAUCAUUGUAAUGUUCACAGUCAAUAGACUACUGAAUAUGCACACCUGUAACUAAUCACAACCGCCACUAUAUAACAGACUCUCAAAUACUCACUCACUGCAAGUAAUGCUCAGUGUAGCUUUCAUCAUUAAUUUUGCACAUAAUUCACAUACAGAUUUAACCUGUGUGUAAUUUUGAAAUGAUUGAUGUAACAGAAGGUUAGGGCACAGAAUAAGCAUACUGAAUAAAGGGAAUAAAGGGCUAGGCAAAAAACACAAAGAGGCAAAAUGGAACACAAACAAAAGACUAUCCUAGAAAACACAGACCUCAGAAGAAUGUGGGAAAGUGUAAGACUUCAUUCCUACCAAAAGUCCAUGUGCUGUAUAGCAGUUAUACAGGAAAAGAGAGUCACAACCAAAGAGGAGUUUAAAAACUUGGAUGAAGAUACCCUCUGGUGGUCUCGAGGGGUAAUGUCUGGGCUGGAUAUUAUAAUUAUGUUGAACUAUGUUGAAAUGACUUGCUAUACCAAAAUGAUGACUUUUAGAUGCAGAUUAACAGUUAAAAUGUCGACUGUGUGGAGAUUAGACAGCUGAUCGGUAAAAUUAUUAUAGAGAAAAUGUACUGUUAUGUUUUAAGUGUUUGCAUUUUUGUCUACACUUAUGUGCACACACACUCACACACACACACACACACACACACACACACACACACAGUGGAUUCUGUAUAGAACACUGGAUAUAACAAUGGAUUGGUGUGUGAGUGUGGAUUUAUGUUUUUAUGCUCUGCAAUCAACCUUUGCUCUUCGCCCUCUGCAGAAUAACAAUAUGAAUGAAAGAGAAUCUCAGCAGCGCCAUUUUGUGAUGAAGGGGAAAUAACAUUUUUCAGGAGUAAAUACAUUUUUACUAUCUAAAUCUAAAGCUGUAAAAUUACACUUGUGGAAUUUGAACUAGAUGUGGAACAGUUUCAGGAAUUUUACUGUAGCUUUAACAUACACACUUUGUGUUAUGACUUGAUACCGUGUUGGAGUGAAGUAAACGUGUGUCCUGCUGUAAUCUGGAGAAGGAGACAUGACCUCCAACAUGAGUGUGUUUGGAAAACAGGACUUAAAGAAAGAUGAGAGAAUGAUGGAGGGAAAGAGAUCAGACUUACCAGAACCCAGCUGUGUGUCCAUGAAGAGUGAUAAAUCACUGGAAGAGCCAAUUGAGUUCAGAGACAGUUCUACUGAUCUGAGAAUGGAGGGAAAGAGAUCAGACUUACCAGAACCCAGCUGUGUGUCCAUGAAGAGUGAUAAAUCACUGGAAGAGCCAAUUGAGUUCAGAGACAGUUCUACUGAUCUGAGACCAAAAAAGAAGAAUGUAAACAUCACCAGCCAAAAUCAGUUGGCGGCCAUAUUCAAGGAGCUGGAACACAAAGUCAUCAUAAAGAAUGAAAUGAAGAGGUUUAGAAAACUCCUGAGUCCAGAUUACCCAGCAUGCACUGAGAGGAAGGUGCAGGAUGAGGAGGAUCUGCACAGUGUCAGAGAGGGAGCGCUGAAGAUAACUGUGCAUGUCCCGAAGAACAUGAACCACACAGAUCUUGCUGACACACUGCACAACAAGCUGUACCGGAUGUCUGAAUAUCACGAAAAACUCAAAUCCAACCUGAGAGAGAAGUUUAAAAGAGUUAAUGAAGGAAUCUCACAGCCAGGAAGCUCAGCACUUCUGAAUGAGAUCUACACAGAGCUCUACAUCACAGAGGGUUGGAGUGGAGACGUCAAUAAUGAACAUGAGGUGAGACAGAUUGAGACAGCGUCCAGGAGACCAGCAAUACAGGAGACACCCAUCAAAUGUAAUGAUCUCUUUAAGGACAAGUCCAUCAGAAGAGUACUGACUAAAGGAGUUGCUGGAAUUGGAAAAACAGUCUCUGUGCAGAAGUUCAUUCUGGACUGGGCUGAAGGAAAAGCAAAUCAGGACAUCAUCUUCAUGUUUCCACUUCCCUUUAGAGAGCUGAAUCUGAUGAAGCAGAGAAAUCUCAGUCUGAUGGAUCUUCUUCAUCACUUUUUCCCUGAAAUGAGAAAACUAGAAUUAAUAAUCUGUGACUCCUACAAACUGCUGUUCAUCUUUGAUGGUCUGGAUGAGUGUCGACUUCCUCUAAAUUUCCAGAAGAAUGAGAGAUUUUGUGAUGUGACAGAGUCAGCCUCAGUGGAUGUGCUGCUGACAAACCUCAUCAAGGGGAAUCUGCUUUCCUCUGCUCUCCUCUGGAUCACCUCUCGACCAGGAGCAGUCAAUCAGAUCCCUCCUGAGUGUGUAGACCAGGUAACAGAGAUACGAGGGUUCAAUGAUCCUCAGAAAGAGGAGUACUUCAGGAAGAGGAUCAGUGAUCAGAGCCUCGCCAAUAAAAUCAUCUCACACAUGAAGUCUUCAAGAAGCCUCUACAUCAUGUGCCACAUCCCAGUCUUCUGCUGGAUCUCAGCCACUGUUCUAGAGAGGAUGUUGGGUGAAGCAGAGAGAGAAGCGAUCCCCAAGACUCUGACUCAAAUGUUCACACACUUCCUGAUCUUUCAGAUUAAACACAAGGACCAAAAGUACCAUCAGAAAUGUGACCCUGAUCCUCAGCAGACCAGAGAGAGUAUCCUGGCACUGGGAAAACUGGCUUUCCAACAGCUGGAGAAAGGAAACCUGAUCUUCUAUGAGGAAGACCUGAGAGAGUGUGGCAUUGAUGUUAGAGAAGCUUCAGUGUACUCAGGAGUGUGUACCCAAAUCUUCAGAGAGGAGUUUGGGCUUCACCUGGGGAAGGUUUACAGCUUUAUACAUCUGAGUGUUCAGGAGUUUCUGGCUGCUUUAUAUGCAUUUCUCUCCUUCAUCAGCAGAAAUCUAACAGAACAACAAACUACUGAUCCAUUUGAUCUUUUUAACAAGACAACCAUGUCAGAAUUUCUCACGUCUGUAGGGGACAAGGCCUUACAGAGUGAGAAUGGACACUUGGACCUGUUCCUCCGCUUCCUUCUGGGUCUCUCACUGGAGUCCAAUCAAACUCUCUUACAAGGCUUGUGGCUAACGCCACAGGCAGGAAGCAGCUCUCACGACAAACAGGAAACAGUUGAGUACAUCAAGGAGAAGAUCCGGGAGAAUCCAUCUCCAGAAAAAUCUAUAAAUCUGUUCCACUGUCUGAAUGAACUGAAUGAUCAUUCUCUAGUGCAGGAAGUACAAACUUACUUGAACAGAGGAGGUUACCGUCGUCUCAGUGGAACCAGUCUCUCUCCUGCUCAGUGGUCAGCUCUGGUGUUUGUGUUAUUGAACUCAGAACAGGAGCUGGAUGUGUUUGAUUUGAGUAAAUAUGACCCAUCAGAGGAAUGUCUCCUGAGAUUGAUGCCACUGGUCAAAGGCACCAGAACAGCUAAAUCACGUUAUCUUAUCUGUGAGGGGUGUGGUGAUGGACCUGAACCCCCGGAUGAACCUACGCACAGGGACAUCAGAGAUACUGGUGUUCAUGUUUACCAUCGCCAGACACUGCUAAAAUACAGAAAUCAUUCAACAACCAACCUGCAUGAUGGUCUGCUGGAGAAACUACGUGAUCUCGGCUUGCUGCGGAGACCAGGCCUCCAGUCCUUGGUGUCGCCUGAUGCCGGUGGCCGGGGAAGGGGACAUCGAAAGCGGUGUGCGAGGAAGCGGAAGCAUGGGAAUAGGGCGGGGGUCCAUGCUAAGCUAAAAGCAAACCCUAACCGGCCGGCUCUCCCGUCCAUCCUGCUCUCCAGCAUCUGCUCCCUGGACAAUAAACUGGAUUACCCGACUCCAGCAGGCAACGCGGAGGCAGAGCCCCGCCCCCACCAUGGCUACAUAGACCACAUCUCUGUUAUGCUAAUCCCAGUGUACAGAUCACUCGUCAGACGCUCCAAACCGGUUUUGAAACAGACCAUCACUACACGCUCCAACCAGAAGCCAUGGAUGACUGCGGAGGUGCGAGCACUACUGAGGACCCGAGACUCCGCCUUCAAGGCAGGUGACAAAGCGGCCUUAAGAACAGCUAGGGCCAAACUGUCCCGGGCUUUCAGAGAGGCAAAGUGCGCACACGCCCAGAAAAUCCACAGUCACUUCACGGUUAGCGGCGACACACGGCGCAUGUGGCAGGGUAUUCAAGCAAUCAGCAACUACAGGUCAUCAUCUGCCUGUGACAGUGAUGCCUUCCUUCCAGAUGUGCUGAACAACUUCUCUGCUCAGUUCGAGGCUCAGAAUGAUGUGGCAGCGAGGACGACCACUCCUCCUCCCAACGACCAGGUUCUGGCUGAAGAGGUGCUGGAGGAUCCUACACAGCUGGUUGGUGCAACCCUUCAGUACCCUGGGACUGAUUCGGUCAUACCCUACAGCUUUCCCAAGCUCCUGAGUGGAAAUAUAGCGUCCAUGCAGAAAUCAGUUCUGCGUGUAUGUGAUAUCAUGGAGGAAAGCUGUAGAGCUCUGUCCUCAGUUCUCAGCUCAAACUCCUCCAGUCUGAGAGAACUGGACCUGAGUCUCAAUAACCUGCAGGAUUCAGGAGUGAAGCUGCUCUCUGCUGGACUGGAGGAUCCACACUGUACACUGGAGAUAUUGAGUUCCAGGCUGCGUGAUUGUAAUCUGACAGAGGAAAGCUGUAGAGAUCUGUCCUCAGUUCUCAGUUCAAACUCCUCCAGACUGAGAGAACUGGACCUGAGUCUCAAUAACCUGCAGGAUUCAGGAGUGAAGCUGCUCUCUGCUGGACUGGAGAAUCCACACUGUACACUGGAGAUACUAGGGUUGUGGAACUGCAGGAUUACAGAUGAAGGUUGUGUUGCUCUGGGUUCAGCUCUGAGGUCAAACUCCUCAUCAAACCUGAGAGAGCUGAAUCUGAAGGGUAAUAAAACAGGAGAAUCAGGAGUGAAGCUGCUCAAUGACCUACAGAAGGAUCCACACUGUAAACUGGAGAAACUACUGUGAUUUACUGACUUACUGUCUCUUCACACACACACACACACACACACA